AUGCUUUUAAUACCGCGAUCAAGAUAUGUAUGGGAAGGUACGCGAGCUAAGAAAUUUGCCCGUAUUGGAUCCGAGAAGAAUCUUAGUCUUGCUCAAGAAUUUAUCAAAAACAGAAUUGCGCGAUUAAAGGAAGGGGAAUGUGAUGAUCAUGUUGAUUUCGUGCACUUCCUAGCUUCAAAAGGUCGUAGUCAAAACAAUAAUCCGGAAGUUGAGAAGGAAGUUGUAAGUGAUAUUAAAGCGAAUAAUAAUAAUAACAAUUGGAAGAAAAUGACGUAUCUACAUGCUUCCAUUUGCAAAAGCAUGAGACUAUCAACAGAUAUAUGGCCAGACGGGACAAAGGUGAAUAAAGGAACAGAAGUGAUUAUACAUAUAUUCGCGAUGGGGAGAUCACAAGAACUAUGGGGUGAAAAUUGGGCGGAAUUCAAACCAGAGAGAUGGUUACGAAAAGAUUGGGUAUUUAUCCCGAGGGAUCCUUUCAAUUACCCGGUGUUUCAAGCCGGACCGAGGACUUGUCUUGGAAUAGACAUUGCUUUUAUGCAAAUAAAAUUGGUAGCUGCUAAUGUGCUAAGCCAAUUUCAGCUUGUUCCAGCAGUGGACGGUUAUAGUCCUGUUUAUAGUUCGACUUUGACAUCAAAGAUGAAAAAUGGAUUUCCAGUUAGAGUAAUUCAACGUGUCUAG
Molecule: messenger RNA, 678 nt
Organism: Solanum verrucosum
Lineage: Eukaryota; Viridiplantae; Streptophyta; Magnoliopsida; Solanales; Solanaceae
Product: cytochrome P450 94A2-like
Exons: 2
Coding region: 1-678 (225 amino acids)
Molecular function (GO): heme binding; iron ion binding; monooxygenase activity
Source: RefSeq, a predicted model, not a curated record